AUGAAGGGUAAAUUGGACAAAUUCGGAAGGGCUAAAUUUGUAUCACCAAAGGCCUUGGUUCAGAAACCUUGGCCUAAUAAGAACAAAGAAGAGGAAAGGUUGAAAAAAUUUAGACAAAGGCUGAUUCACCAUGAAGAGCUAAAUGGAAAGAGCUAUCUCGUUCUUACUGCUGUGGAAUGCUGCCUUGGUCUUCGCCCUUGGAGGAAGACAAAUGAA
Messenger RNA from Dentiscutata erythropus, 216 nucleotides. The record is from the annotation of a GenBank genome assembly. NCBI's taxonomy places the organism in Eukaryota, Fungi, Glomeromycota, Glomeromycetes, Diversisporales, Gigasporaceae.